Molecule: messenger RNA, 1476 nt
Organism: Alligator sinensis (Chinese alligator)
Lineage: Eukaryota; Metazoa; Chordata; Crocodylia; Alligatoridae
Gene: PTPN18
Product: protein tyrosine phosphatase, non-receptor type 18
Exons: 16
Coding region: 59-1465 (468 amino acids)
Biological process (GO): peptidyl-tyrosine dephosphorylation
Cellular component (GO): cytoplasm; nucleus
Molecular function (GO): non-membrane spanning protein tyrosine phosphatase activity
Source: RefSeq, a predicted model, not a curated record
GGCGUCUACCGGUCUGUCCAUCUGUCCAGGCAGCCCCAGAGCCUCCCCAACUCCAGCCAUGGCCUCCCCUGUGGGGCCCCUCCAGGCCUUCCUGCAGUGCCGGGUGUGCCCUAAUCCUGGGCUGCUCGAAAAGGAGUUCCAGGAGAUCAAGGAGCGGGCCUGGGCCUUCCGGCAGCAAGCAGGAUACAGCACAGAUGCCGGCGCUGCACGGGACAACAUCAAAAAGAACCGCUACAAGGACAUUCUGCCCUAUGACCAGACGCGGGUGGUGCUGACGCUGCGGACAGAGGAGGGGCAGGGCGACUACAUCAACGCCAACUUCAUCAAGGGGGCUGGGACCCAGAGGUGCUACAUUGCUACACAGGGGCCACUACCUCACACCCUGCUGGACUUCUGGAGGAUGGUGUGGCAGUACCGGGUGAAGGUGAUCAUCAUGGCCUGCCGGGAGGUGGAGAUGGGCCGGAAAAAGUGUGAGCGCUACUGGCCUCUGGAGAAUGAGCCACUGCAGCUGGGGCCCUUCUGCAUCACCCAGACCCAGGAGCAGCAGUUGAAACCAGACAUCAUGACUCGGUUCCUCUGCAUCACCUUCCAGAAGGAGUCGCGGAGGGUGACGCAUGCGCAGUACCUGGCGUGGCCUGACCGCGGCAUCCCCGACAGCUGCGGCCCGCUACUGGCGCUGGUGGAGCGCAUGCGCAGUGAGCAGGGCGCGGACCCCUCCCCGCUCUGCGUCCACUGCAGCGCGGGCUGCGGCCGGACCGGGGUGAUCUGCGCGGCGGAACUGGUUCGAGACCUGCUGGUGCAACGGAGAAUCCCCCCGAAUUUCAGCCUCUUCGACCUGGUCCUGGAGAUACGGAAGCAGCGCCCGGCGGCCGUGCAGACCCUGCAGCACACAUGUCCACCCGUGCAGGAGCAGUACGAAUUCCUGCACCGCACCGUGGCAGAGAUGUUCCAGGGAGCGCUGGCUGAUGACAUGACUGGCUAUGAGAACCUCAAGGAGAACCGCCUGCCACUGUACGACGACGCUGUGGCCAUUCGGCACCCCCCAGCUCCACCCCGCAUCCACGUGCUCCGGAGCAUCUCGGUGCCAGCUGAACCAUCGCCCCCUGAGCAGCCACCCAAGAUGAAUGACACCUAUGCUGUGGUCAAUAAGGUGCGGGGGCGUGGGGCAGCCCCUGCCCGCCCACCCCCAGCCCUAGAGUCCAGUGCCUUCCAGGCCAGCUGCUCCUUGCCAGGCAGCCCGGUGCGACGGUCCAGCCCCGCCCCCGAGUAUGCCCAGCUCAGCCCCCUUCCUGCUGCAGGCGACUCCAGCCCUCGUGGCUGUCCCUCCCCAGCGCGUGGAGCCCCACCAUCGCAUGGCCUCAACCCCCUGGGCUUCAACUCAUCUCCUGCAUGGAGGGGCUUUAACUUCCGUGUGGGGAAGCCAAGGGGGCCACGGCCACCCCCUGCUGAAUGGACCCGGCUGUGAGGGGGCCAGGA